AUGGCAUUACAGAGAUUAAGAAACACAGAAAAGAAAAUAGAGAAAGAUCCAGUUGUGAAAGAAGCAUAUGAAACCACACUACAGACCUAUCUAAAUAAAGGUUAUAUAACGGAAGUUAACCCGAAUGAAAAUUUCAAUGACAUACCAAUUCGGUAUGAAUUCAAAACACUGGUGUUUGGAGUUAAUGCAUCACCAUUUCUAGCCCAAUAUGUUUCUAGACAUAAUGCUGAAUUACAUAAAGAAGAAUAUCCACGUGCUGCAGAAACGGUCUUUAGUUCAACAUACAUGGAUGAUAGUAUGGAUUCUGUGUCUACCGUAGAAGAAGAGUCGGAUAACUAUACAACAUUGACAAAGAGAACAAUUCUAAGAAAAAUAGCGACUAUAUUUGAUCCACAUGGUUUUGUUGCACCAUAUAUCGUGCGAGCAAAGAUUCUAAUGCAGGAAUUAUGGUUAGCGGGAUUAAAUUGGGAUGAAAUUGUUCCAAAUGAAAUGAAUAAAACAUUUUUGAGGUGGUUAUCUGAAUUGAAAGAACUUAAACAAAUCAAAAUACCAAGAUGUAUAAGACAUGAAAGCUAUGUUCAGCUAAAAAGAGUAACAUUACAUGCAUUCGGUGAUGCAUCAGAAAAAGCUUACGGUUCAGUAGUGUAUGCUCGCUGUGAAGAUUCUGACAAUAACAUUUCGGUUAGACUCGUUGCAGCAAAAAGUAGAGUAGCGCUGGUGAAGACGAUAAGUAUUCCUAGAUUAGAGCUUUUGGCAGCUGUUCUGUGCUUGAUACUUACAUUGUCAAUUUGUGCUGCACUGAACAUUUGUAUUAACAAUUGCACAUUUUGGACAGAUAGUAUGAAUGUUUUACAUUGGAUACGAAAUAGAAGCACAAUUUUCAAACCAUUUGUUGCUAAUAGAAUCGGAGAGAUUCAGUAUCAUUCAAAUCCUAUACAAUGGCGACAUGUACAAGGAAAACAAAAUCCGGCUGACAUUUUAAGUAGAGGAUGUUCAAUAUCUUAUUUAGAAACGAACGAAUUGUGGUGGAACGCACCUGAAUUUCUGAAGAAAAAUGAAUGCGAAUGGCCAAAAAGUAAAGUUGAAUUUUCACAUGAGAACAGUGAAAUAAAAAAGUCAAAAAAAAAAAUGCAGUUUGAAGUACAAACAAUGCACACACAGAGCGCAGAUGUACAAACAUACAAUAAAGAAUGGCGGCUUGAUCCGAAACGAUAUUCCAGUUGGACAAAAUUAGUACGGGUAUAUGCUUGGGUUAUGCGUUUCGUGGAAAAUUGUAAACGUACAAAAACAGCAAGAAUUGAAGGACAACUGGGUGCGAAUGAAAUACAUGAUGCAGAGGUAAAAUUAAUAAUAAAAGCUCAAAGGUCUCAUUAUAAGGAAGAAUUUACAUGUUUAUUUAAGCAAAAAGAACUACCAAAAGAUAGCAAAUUGAUAAAAUUGAAUCCAAAAAUUGACGGUGAAGGAGUAAUCAGAAGUGAUGGACGCUUAAAAUAUGCUGAAAUGUUAUCGUAUGGCUGUCGAUAUCCAGUGAUACUACCUCGACAUGAUUGGAUUACUGAACUAAUUGUUCGUCACUUUCAUGAAGAUUCAGGACAUAGUGGUACAAACUACACACUUUCCGUGUUAUCAACAUCUGCAAGGGAGGUAAUUCGUGCUGUAGAAAACAAAUGUACAAAGUGUAAACUUCGCAAAGCAAGACCAAAAGAACAGAUUAUGGCGCCACUUCCAAAUAUCCGUCACAAUAUGCCAUUAAGAGCAUUUGUUCAUGUAGCAGUAGAUUAUGCGGGACCAUUUGUAACUGUUCAAGGCCGUGGAAAACGUCGAGAAAAAAGAUACCUUUGUUUAUUCACUUGUUUGAGUACAAGAGCUGUACACUUAGAGAUUGCAUUUGGAAUGGAUGUAGAUUCUUUUCUUAAUGCGUUUUACCGGAUGGUUAGUCGUCGGGGAUUACCAAAAACUAUGUUAUCAGACAAUGGAUCAAAUUUUGUUCGUGCUGACAAAGAAUUAAAACAGUUAUUGCAGUGUCUUGAUCAGGAUAAAAUUAUAGAAAACACAGCAAAUAAAGGAAUACAGUGGCAAUUUAUUCCACCCUUUGCUCCUCAUUGGGGAGGUGUACACGAAAUAAUGAUCAAAAGUGCUAAACGUGCAACAUAA
Messenger RNA from Mercenaria mercenaria, 2154 nucleotides. RefSeq lists its product as uncharacterized. NCBI's taxonomy places the organism in Eukaryota, Metazoa, Mollusca, Bivalvia, Venerida, Veneridae. Bases 1 to 2154 code for a protein of 717 amino acids. The record is from RefSeq and is a predicted model, not a curated record. The transcript is spliced from 3 exons. Gene Ontology annotation, molecular function: nucleic acid binding. Gene Ontology annotation, biological process: DNA integration.